This is a messenger RNA of Cinara cedri, 813 nucleotides long. The record is from the annotation of a GenBank genome assembly. NCBI's taxonomy places the organism in Eukaryota, Metazoa, Arthropoda, Insecta, Hemiptera, Aphididae.
AUGAGCAUCCGGAUGAUUGCCGAGGCUGUAAACGCCGAUAAAGAAACGGUUAGAAAAAUUUUACAUGAGGAAUUACAUAUGACAAAAGUCUGUGGGAAGUUGGUGCCAAAAAACCUGACUCCUGACCAAAAGUUCUUGCGUCAACAGGUCUGUUCAGAUUUCCUUAAAAAGUUAAAAGAAGAUUCCGGACUGAUGAAAAACAUUAUAACUUGCGACGAAACAUGGAUUUUUCAAUACGAUGUUAAAACAAGGCGACAAUCGAUGCAUUGGAAGACACCUGAAUCGCCCAGAAUCAAAAAAGCAAGGAUGUUCAAAUCAAAAUUUAAGGCAAUGUUGAUCGUUUUUUUUGACAUUAACGGUAUCGUGAUGACUGAAUAGGUUCCAGAGGGUCAGACUGUCAACUAGAUUUACUAUUUAUCAGUUUUGGCAACACUGCGAGAAAGAGUUCGUAAGAAACGGCCUGAGUUGUGGAAGAACAACUCGUGGAUUUUGCACCAAGACAACGCACCUGCCCAUAACGCGCUAUCUGUGAAGCAGUAUUUGGCCGGUAAGCACACUCCAGUGCUCGAACACGCGCCGUAUUCACCAGAUUUGGCACCGUGGGACUUUUUUUUGUUUCCAAAGAUAAAAUCUGCUUUGAAAGGGACCCGAUUUGAGUCGAUGGAAGCGGUAAAGCAAAAAACGGCAGAGCUUCUAAAGGCCCUCACCAAAGAAGACUUUCAGCACUGCUUUGAUCAAUGGAAUAAACGUAUGGAAAGGUGUGCGGUGAGGGGAGGUGAGUAUAUUGAAGGAGAGCAUUUGAAUGUAGAAUAA